Helicoverpa zea (corn earworm) is the source of this 3473-nucleotide messenger RNA. RefSeq names its product protein VAC14 homolog. Gene Ontology annotation, biological process: phosphatidylinositol biosynthetic process; positive regulation of kinase activity. Bases 208 to 2322 code for a protein of 704 amino acids. The record is from RefSeq and is a predicted model, not a curated record. The transcript is spliced from 14 exons. Gene Ontology annotation, cellular component: endosome membrane; PAS complex. NCBI's taxonomy places the organism in Eukaryota, Metazoa, Arthropoda, Insecta, Lepidoptera, Noctuidae.
GAUUGGAUUCGAUCUUAGCCGAACAUUGCGUUCGUAUUUUGAGCUUAUGCAUUAUUGUUUGCUCAUUGGUUAAUUGGGUGUAAGACAAGGAUAUGUAAUAGUACUACUUGAAAGAAAUUCGGUGCUAUUUCAUAUUGCAGCUUCACUUGGUUUCAUCGAUGUUUUUCUUAUGUUAGAUAAAUCAAAUAAUUUAAGACUAUAAAUAAAAUGUCUGAAAGAGACUAUGCACCUCUGAGCAUAGCUUGCGUUCGCGGGCUCUGCGACAAAAUAUAUGACAAGCGGAAAUUUGCUGGCGUCGAGAUUGAGAAGAUGGUGAAAGACUUCAGUGAUGCAAAGAACACAAGUCAGAUUAAGAGAUUGAUCCGAGUCCUGGGUCAGGAUUUGAUGUCCUCCACCAACCCCAAUGUGAAGAAUGGGGCACUUAUGGGACUGUCCUCAGUAGCUGUUGGCUUGGGGAAGGGCUGCAUCGAGUACCUGCCCGAGCUGGUGCACCCGAUCGUGGCGUGCUUCAGCGAGAGCGAGUCGCGCGUGCGCUACCAGGCGGCCGAGGCGCUGUUCAACGUGCUGAAGAUCGCGCGCGGCGAGGCGCUGGCGCACUUCCCGCUCGUGUUCGACGCGCUGGCUCGCCUGGCCGCCGACCCCGAGCCGCAGGUCAAGCAGGGCGCCGAGCUGCUCGACCGCCUCGUCAAGGACAUAGUGACGGAGAGCCAGACGUUCGAGCUGGCGGCGUUCAUCCCGAUGGUGCGCGAGCGCAUCUACACGCGCAACGCGUUCGCGCGCCAGUUCAUCGUGUCGUGGGUGGCGGUGCUGGACGCCGUGCCCGACAUCGACCUCAUCCCGCACCUGCCCGAGCUGCUCGACGGACUCUUCAAGAUGCUCGACGAUGCCAAUUCCGAAAUCAGGCGGAUGUGUGACGUUCAACUAAAUGAGUUCCUAAGAAGCAUAAAGAAAGACCCCUCACGAGUGGACUUCCAGGCUAUGAUCAACAUACUGAUCACGCACGCGCAGUCGCCCGAAGAAAUGCUACAGCUGACGGCGAUCACGUGGAUCAAGGAGUUCGUGGAGCUGGCGGGCGCCGGCAUGCUGCCGUACGCGUCGGGCGUGCUGUGCGCCGUGCUGCCGUGCCUCGCCUACUCCGACGACCCGCGCAAGAGCAUACGCGAGACGGCGGCCACGGUGAACUUCCAGCUGACGAAGCUGGUGGUGUCGGGGGGCGGGGCGGAGGGCGGCGCGGGGGGCGGGGCGGAGGGCGGGCGGCUGGACCUGGACGCGCUGGUGGGCGUGCUGACGCAGCUGCUGCACCACAGCUCCGUGCACACGAAGGUGGCCGCGCUCGACUGGAUCCACAACCUCUACACCAAGCUGCCGCACCAGAUGUUCCUGCAGACGGACAAGCUGUUCGUGAGCGUGGUGGGCAGCCUGACGGACGCCGCCGACGACGUGGUGCGCCGCUCCCUGGCCGUGCUGGCCGAGGUGUGCUCCUGCGAGCCGCCCGACCCCGCCCACCCCGCCGAGCCGGCCGACCCGCCGCACCCCGCCGACCCGCCGCACCCCGCCGACCCCGCCGACACGUCGCACCCCGCCGACCCCGCCGACCCCGCUGCGCGCCGCGACAGCGUGGUGCGGCCCGCUCGCGCUGGUGAGCUGGAGUCCAGUCCAUAUUUCUACAAGUUCCUGCAAGCGCUGCUGCGGCUGCUGGCCGCCGACGACAACUUGUUAGAAGACAGAGGUGCCUUCAUCAUCAGACAGCUGUGCGUGCUGCUGAACGCGGAGCAGCUGUACGUGGCGCUGGCGCGGGCGCUGCUGCGCGAGCGCGACCUGCGCUUCGUGGCCACCAUGGUGGACGUGCUCAGCACCAUCCUGCUCACCGCCGCCGAGCUCUACGACCUGCGCCUGCAGCUGCGCAGCUUCGACAAGCCGGCCACGCACUCGCUGUUCCGCUGGCUGUACGCGUGCUGGUGCCACAGCCCCGUGUCGCUGCUGGCGCUGUGUCUGCUCACGCACAACUACGCGCACUGCAACCGUCUCAUAUCCACCUUCGGGGACCUGGAGAUCACGGUGGACUUCCUCACUGAGGUAGAUAAAUUGGUGCAGCUCAUCGAAUCUCCAAUAUUCGCAUAUGUAUGCGGUGGGUGUGCAGACAUGCGGCUGGAGCUGCUGGGCGGCGCGCAGAGCGCGGAGCUGCGCGGCGCGCUGUACGGGCUGCUGAUGCUGCUGCCGCAGUCCGACGCCUUCCACACGCUGCGCAACCGCCUGCAGUGCGCGCCCGCGCUGUCCGCGCCCACGCCGUCAGUACUCACGACCGCUCUAAACAAUAUAUAACCGCCCCACUUUGCCUCACACUUUUGCUAUCUAAUCGUUGAUCUACCUACAUGAAAAAUAGCAAAUGAUUGUAGAUUUAGUAUUGCCUAAGUUAUGUUAUGGCCGCUAUGAUAUGAGCAGUGGGCGGGGUAUGUACGAACAGGCGUGUUGCAGCGCGGCGGCGGGCGGCGACGCGGCGCUGGACUUCGAGGCGUUGCUGGCGCAGUUCGCGCGAGUGCAGGCGGCGCAGCGCCACUACCGCCUCAGCGCGCGCGCCUCGCUGCUCGACAAGGGCUACUCCUAGCCGCACAGCGCCACUACCGCCUCAGCGCGCGCGCCUCGCUGCUCGACAAGGGCUACUCCUAGCCGCACAGCGCCACUACCGCCUCAGCGCGCGCGCCUCGCUGCUCGACAAGGGCUACUCCUAGCCGCACAGCGCCACUACCGCCUCAGCGCGCGCGCCUCGCUGCUCGACAAGGGCUACUCCUAGCCGCACAGCGCCACUACCGCCUCAGCGCGCGCGCCUCGCUGCUCGACAAGGGCUACUCCUAGCCGCACAGCGCCACUACCGCCUCAGCGCGCGCGCCUCGCUGCUCGACAAGGGCUACUCCUAGCCGCACAGCGCCACUACCGCCUCAGCGCGCGCGCCUCGCUGCUCGACAAGGGCUACUCCUAGCCGCGCACGUCUCCUCACGUCACCUGUCUCAAUCAGCUUGCUCGACUUAUUACGCCGUCCUUACGCGACAGCCGUGUCGAAACCAGAAACUAUUGUUUCCGUAAAUUAUUUAUUUACAACACGAUGAGAAUAACGAAUGUCUCGCAGAAAAACUUAGUUACCACUUACUGCGCAAGCCAUGGACCUUGUAUUAUUAUUAGGCAUAAUAAGUAGAAACAAUUACAACAACAAUUGAAUUGCAAUAGCAGGGACCCGCAUUGGUUUGCGAUUGGUCUGCUAUUUUAGUGAUUUUGGUCUAUACGGUAGUCUGCUCUACAAUCAUGUUGCAGUUGUAAAUCAUUUGCAGACAAUAUGAUUCAUUAUUGAAUCACAGAAAAUGAUAAAAAUCUCUAUCUCUAAAUAUCUAUAAAAUCUAGCAUCAAACUUAUUUUAAUAAAUAUUUUGUGAUCAAAACCAAAAAAAACACCUGAAACAUAUGUAUUCACUCACUCACACA